Triticum dicoccoides is the source of this 736-nucleotide messenger RNA. Its product is annotated as agglutinin-like protein ARB_02240. The transcript is spliced from 2 exons. The record is from RefSeq and is a predicted model, not a curated record. Bases 41 to 427 code for a protein of 128 amino acids. Lineage: Eukaryota; Viridiplantae; Streptophyta; Magnoliopsida; Poales; Poaceae.
UUUGCUGGAGGUUCCCUCUGUGCUCGCUACUCGUGCUCCUAUGCCACCUGCUGCACCGACCCCUUCUCGCUCGAGUGCUCCGCCGCUCUUGCCCACUCCUUCUGGAGGCUCAGGUCGCCCCCAUCCACAUUGCGACUACUGCAACAAUGAUGUUCAUCUUGAGUCUCAGUGCUACACGAAGAAGAAACACCUGCGCAAGGCGCGAUCAUCAUCUUCAGGGACUUCGUCAUCUACCUCGACAACUUCAGCCAUUACUUUGACUGAGCAGGAUAUUCUGAGACUUAAGCGUCUGCUCGCGGCUUCAGGUUCUUCCUCGACGGGUACUGCUGGUUCUGUGACUGAUGCUUCCCGCACUGAGCAAUCACCCUCUACACAGUCAGGACCGUCGCACGCACACUCUGGUUGGGGCUGGCCCUCGCCGCCGUGAUUCUCAGGGUCUUUGGGAGUUGGACUGGCUUCAUGUUCCUUCUGCUGCCACCACUAUCGCCAGUUCCUCCGCUUCAGUCGCCUCUGUUACUGGUUCCUUCAAGCAGUGGCAUCAUCGACUUGGUCAUCUGUGUGGUUCUCGGUUGUCGUCUUUAGUUCGUCGAGGCCUUCUGGGGUCUGUCUUAGGAGAUGUCUCUUUAGAGUGUCAGGGUUGUCGUCUUGGCAAGCAGAUUCAGUUACCAUAUUCACAUAGUGAGUCAGUGUCUAAGCGUCCUUUUGAUUUAGUCCAUUCUGAUGUAUGGGGUCCGAC